This is a messenger RNA of Panicum hallii, 1640 nucleotides long. Its product is annotated as ASC1-like protein 1. The coding region runs from base 217 to 1152 and encodes 311 amino acids. Gene Ontology annotation, biological process: ceramide biosynthetic process. Gene Ontology annotation, molecular function: sphingosine N-acyltransferase activity. The record is from RefSeq and is a predicted model, not a curated record. NCBI's taxonomy places the organism in Eukaryota, Viridiplantae, Streptophyta, Magnoliopsida, Poales, Poaceae. The transcript has 6 exons. Gene Ontology annotation, cellular component: endoplasmic reticulum; membrane.
AGUGAAAAAAUAUCGCAUUCUUCAUCACAGAGGUAAACACAGAGGCGGCCGCGGGCCACACAGCUCGAGUCCACCCGGCCGGCUCCCCCAGAGGCCAUUCCUGCCCAGAGCCGCCGAAUCGGGACCAAUCCCGUCGAUCCUUCUGGCCGCCGCCGCCGCCGCGGGACUCUCCAGAGGCGGCCUCCGAUUCGGCCGGGGCCGGGGGGAACCGGGGACAUGGGGCUCGGGGCGGCGGCGGGGCGGCUCCUGCCGCAGGUGGACUGGGAGCGCGAGGCCUACCCGGCGUACGACGACUUCCUCGCGCUCCCGGCCUUCGUCCUCUUCUUCCCCACCGUCCGCUUCUUCCUCGACCGCUUCGUCUUCGAGAGGGUUGCAAGGAGGCUUAUACUUGGGAAAGGACAUCAGAGAACUAAUAAUGAGACAGAAGAAAUAAGGAAGAAGAUAAGAAAAUUCAAGGAGUCGGCUUGGAAAUGUGUUUAUUUCCUAUCCGGAGAGCUUUUAUCUCUGUCAGUCACAUAUAAUGAGCCUUGGUUCACCAAUACCAAAUAUUUUUGGGUAGGACCUGGAGAACAAGUUUGGCCUGAUCAAAAGAUAAAAUUGAAACUUAAGGCGGUGUACAUGUAUGCUGCUGGAUUCUACACAUAUUCCAUAUUUGCACUUAUGUUUUGGGAAACGAGGCGUUCAGACUUUGGCGUUUCGAUGUCACAUCAUGUUGCUACUGUUGUUCUGAUCGUUCUAUCUUAUGUGUUCAGAUUCGCUAGAGUUGGCUCUAUAGUAUUGGCAAUUCAUGAUGCAAGUGACGUUUUCCUGGAAGUAGGGAAGAUGUCCAAGUACAGCCAUUGUGAUUGGCUUGCCAAUGUUUCAUUUCUUCUUUUUGUUGUUUCAUGGGUUCUUCUCCGGCUCACAUAUUUUCCAUUCUGGAUUCUGAGAAGUACAAGCUAUGAGGUAUUGUUGACUUUGGAUAAAAAGAAGCACAAUUUCGACGGUCCUAUAUACUAUUAUGUGUUUAACUCCCUUCUAUUUUCACUACUUGUUCUUCACAUAUAUUGGUGGGUUUUAAUAUAUCGGAUGCUUGUGAGGCAAAUCAUGACAAGAAAUGUUGGAGAUGAUGUUCGAUCUGACUCAGAAGGAGAAGACGAGCACGAAGAUUGAUUGGCACCACCAUCUUAUCUUAUCUUCUGUAUUGUAACGAUGCUACAAGCAUCGACUCCAGUGCCCCAAGCUUCCGCAUUCUUUUCCUGGAUUUCAAGACAUGUGCAGAUUAUGGGAGGACGAGCAUUGUUCCUCACGAGAUUCAUCGGAGCUGAGCUACGGUUUCUUCUGCCUCGGCCGCACAUCUGUGUUGUACCAUGUAUGCAUGAUAAUACAUUGCUCUCCAGCGCAUUAGGAGCAGCUGGAUAUCGAAGACAACAUUCUUUUGGGUGUAAACUCUGUAGAGAGAUGUUAAGCGUUACCCUGUAACCGUAGCACCAACGUGGCGUUCCAGAAAAAGACUGGUUGUAAACUAAAAGCCUUUCUGUCGACAGACCAUGCACAUCCUGUGGUAAUGCCAGGGGUGGCCUCUGUUUGGAACUUGGCCGUCUGUAGCGCUGGUGAUGAACCCUUGUGCUUGCUGAGCUGCAGUUUGCAGAAGGCCGGAA